Molecule: messenger RNA, 479 nt
Organism: Chara braunii
Lineage: Eukaryota; Viridiplantae; Streptophyta; Charophyceae; Charales; Characeae
Source: the annotation of a GenBank genome assembly
CCGAGGUAUUCGACGCUUGAAGCGGCAAACGUACAUUUGCUGAGCUUGGCGUAGAAUUUCUUCUCUCGGAGGAUCGAGAGGACUUGGCGAAUAUGCUGGAGGUGGGACUCGAAGGUGCGGCUAAAGAUGAGGAUGUCAUCAAGGUACACGAUAACACAGACUUCGAGGAGGUCACAGAAGAUGUGAUUCAUGGUGGACUGGAAUGUGGCGGGGGCAUUGGUGAGUCCGAAAGGCAUUACAAGGAACUCAUAGUGCCCAAACCGAGAGCGGAAUGCGGUCUUAUGGGUGUCCUCCUCGCGGAUACAGAUCUGGUGGAAGCCACUGCAAAGUUCAAUCUUGGUGAAAUAUUUGGCUCCACGAAGUCGAUCAAGGAUCUCGGAGAUCCGAGGUCGGGGGAGGUGAACUCAUUCGAGGAGGUGAUGGAGGUGGUGUCCUCGGACGCGAUGUUGUGGAAGAAGCGAGGGCGGGGAGGGGCUGAU